Messenger RNA from Peronospora farinosa, 699 nucleotides. The record is from the annotation of a GenBank genome assembly. NCBI's taxonomy places the organism in Eukaryota, Oomycota, Peronosporomycetes, Peronosporales, Peronosporaceae.
AUGACCGACGUCACCACGCCCUCAUCGGCAGACACGCCGCCAAAUCAUACGUUGUAUCUAAACAAUUUGAACGAUAAGAUCAAAGCUGAUCGUACCAAGGCUACACUAUACGCAACACUUUCUCAGUAUGGCAAGAUCCUGGAGAUUGUCAUGGGUCGUGCGCGACGACUACGGGGUCAAGCGUGGGUUACAUUCGAUGACAUUUCGAGUGCCUCCAAUGCCUUACGUGCUAUAAACGGGUCCAUGCUGUUUGACAAACCCGUGGUUAUUCAUUUUGCCAAGGAAAAAGCUGACGUAAUCACUCGGCGGGAGGGAACUUUUGUCCCACGUGAGAAGCGGAAACGUGACCCCAAACCCCUGCUGCAACAACAGCCGCUUAAGAAACAGGUGGGAGAGACGGGCCAGGGUACGGCAAUCCAACCGGGGGUACCACCCGCAUCAUUGCCGUCAUUGGUGCAAAAUGUACCCAAUAAGAUUUUGUUUCUUCAGGCACUACCUGAUUCCUGUAACAAGGAGAUGUUAAGUGUCCUAUUCAAACAGUACCAGGGUUUCAAGGAGGUACGUAUGGUACCAGGCAAGAAAGGAUUGGCAUUUGUCGAGUUUAAUGAUGAAGCACAGGCUGCUAUUGCACUACAAGGACUCUUUGGCUUUAAACUUACGCCAACCGAUACACUCAAGGUCUCUUUUGCUAAAAAGUAG